CAGACCACUCAUGUCUUCGAACUAUACGACAAUAUUGUCAAGGAUGAUGAUGAAAAACAGAUAGCAUACUACGCCAGUGGUGUGGGAACCUAUACCAGGUCCGAAGGUUUUGUGCUCGUGGAGCAGGUUUUGAAGAACUUGGACCUGGCCAUUGCUCAUAGUAUCAGGCGAAACAUAUUAAAAGCCUACGAAUGGCUCUCAGACAGAUACCAUGAUGGUGAUAAGAUCUUUUUAUUCGGAUUUUCAAGGGGUGCAUAUCAAGUCCGUGCUUUGGCAGGAAUGAUCCACGAAGUGGGCCUUAUCACACCUGGAAACGAAGGGCAGAUAUCAAGUGCCUUCCAGCAUUACUGCGCCAUUAAUAGCGGGAAGUCCAAGGAUAUUAAUGGUGCGAAGGAGUUCAAAAUGCAAUUCUCCAGAAGCGUAGUCAUACAUUUCGUUGGUGUAUGGGACACCGUUUCAUCUGUUGGUGUCAGGAAGACGAAGAAUUUUCCAUCCACUGAUACAUGCGAUCACGUUUGCUACUUCCGCCAGGCACUUGCGCUAGAUGAGCGCCGGGUGAAAUUUCUACCUGAGUAUGUCUACGGGGGUAUAAGCAAUCGAUCAAACUGGCUUAAAUACCAAGUGUCGACGGCACCUCCCACAGACGAAGGUCGUAUUAAGGAGGUUUGGUUUGCGGGUAGUCAUUCGGAUGUGUACGUGUCCCCUUCAUUGGAG
This is a messenger RNA of Suillus subaureus, 714 nucleotides long. RefSeq lists its product as uncharacterized. The record is from RefSeq and is a predicted model, not a curated record. NCBI's taxonomy places the organism in Eukaryota, Fungi, Basidiomycota, Agaricomycetes, Boletales, Suillaceae. The transcript is spliced from 6 exons. The annotation marks the transcript as partial.